Molecule: messenger RNA, 4382 nt
Organism: Serinus canaria (Common canary)
Lineage: Eukaryota; Metazoa; Chordata; Aves; Passeriformes; Fringillidae
Gene: RPH3A
Product: rabphilin 3A
Exons: 20
Coding region: 46-2115 (689 amino acids)
Biological process (GO): intracellular protein transport
Cellular component (GO): membrane
Molecular function (GO): small GTPase binding
Source: RefSeq, a predicted model, not a curated record
AGCAGGGCACUGGUGUCCCCAGGCUGGUGCCCGGGGUGGCCGGCGAUGACCGACGCGGUGCUGGGCGGCUCCUCUGACCGGUGGAUGUGCCCCAGUGACAGGACCAUGUCCCUCCGAGCCAGCAGUGAGAAGGAGCAGCUCCCGGCGGGAUGGGCGGCACAGCCCGAGCGGCAGCGCAAGGGCGAGGAGCUGACGGAUGAGGAGAAGGAAAUCAUCAACCGGGUGAUCGCCCGCGCCGAGAAGAUGGAGGAGAUGGAGCAGGAGCGCAUCGGGCGCCUGAUGACCCGGCUGGAGGACAUGCGCCGCAGCGUGCUGGGGGACGGCAUCAACCGCUGCAUCCUCUGCGGGGAGCAGCUGGGGACAAGGGGCUCUGCCUGCGUCGUCUGCGAGGACUGCAAGAAGAACGUGUGCACCAAGUGUGGGGUGCAGACCACCAACAACCGGCCCCAGGCCAUCUGGCUCUGCAAGAUCUGCAGCGAGCAGCGGGAGGUGUGGAAACGCUCCGGUGCCUGGUUCUUCAAGGGUUUGCCCAAGCAGAUGCUGCCGCAGCCGAUGCCCAUCAGCAAGAAGGGAGCCCAGCCCCCGAGCGAGCCCCGCCCGGCCCAGCCGCCCGCCCCGGACCCCAAAGUCCCCUCCCGGGCACCCACCCGAGGCCAGGCGGAUGCUGAGGACACCGAGGGCACCGAGGGCACAGCGGCCGCCCGGGGGAGCCGCAAAGCGGCCGAGGGCCGGCCGGGUCCGUGCGGCGGCGAGGACACCGCUGGGGACAGUGACAGCCGGGACUACACUGCUGAGAGCGGCGUCAGCCGGAGCCCCGGUGUGAAAAGAACCAACUCCGUGCAAGGCCAGCGGCCACCCCCACCGGCCACCGCCGGUCCGGCUGCCGCAUCCGCCGCUGGAUCUGCCCCGGCAGCGGCACCCGCAGCGCCGGCGGCCGCAGCGGCAAGGCCGGGUGCCGGGGGUCCCGCCCGCUUCCCGGAGAGACAAGGUAACCCGGGGCUGGGCCCCCCGGAGCUGGCCCGCGGUGCCGCCAGGGAGGAGCGGGGAGGGGGCUUUGCCGCGCCCCCCGGCAGGGAGGACAGGCCAGCCUGGCAGCCCCCUGCUGCCAGCCAGCCCCCGCCCGCAGCCGCGGCCCCGCAGCGGCAGCAGCAGCCCCGCGAGGAGGAGGAGGAGGAUGCCAACAGCUACGACUCGGAUGAAGGCACCACGCUGGGAGCUCUGGAGUUCAGCCUGCUCUACGACCAGGACAACAGCUCCCUGCACUGCACCCUCAUCAAGGCCAAGGGCUUAAAACCAAUGGAUUCCAACGGCCUGGCUGAUCCCUAUGUGAAGCUGCACCUCCUGCCUGGAGCCAGCAAGUCCAACAAGCUGCGGACGAAGACGCUGCGCAACACGAGGAACCCGGUGUGGAACGAGACCCUGGUGUACCACGGCAUCACCGACGAGGACAUGCAGAGGAAAACCCUCAGGAUCUCCGUGUGUGACGAGGACAAAUUUGGCCACAACGAGUUCAUUGGAGAAACCAGAGUUGCCUUGAAAAAACUCAAAGCCAACCAGAAAAAGAACUUCAACAUCUGCCUGGAGAGAGUAAUACCAACGAAGCGCGCCGGAACAACGGGCGCAUCCCGUGGGAUGGCUCUGUACGAGGAGGAGGUGGAUCGCGGUGGGGACGUGGAGGAGCGCGGGAAGAUCCUGGUGUCCCUGAUGUACAGCACCCAGCAGGGCGGGCUCAUCGUGGGCAUCGUGCGCUGCGUGCACCUGGCGGCCAUGGACGCCAACGGAUACUCGGAUCCUUUCGUCAAGCUUUGGCUGAAACCUGACAUGGGAAAAAAGGCCAAGCACAAGACACAGAUUAAGAAGAAAACGUUGAAUCCUGAAUUUAACGAGGAGUUCUUCUAUGACAUCAAACACAGUGACCUGGCCAAGAAAUCCCUGGACAUUUCCGUCUGGGAUUACGACAUCGGGAAAUCCAACGAUUAUAUUGGCGGUUGCCAGCUGGGAAUCACGGCCAAGGGCGAGCGCUUGAAACACUGGUACGAGUGUUUGAAGAACAAGGACAAGAAGAUCGAGCGCUGGCACACCCUGCAGAACGAGAACCACGUGGCCAGCGAUUAAAGGGAGCCUCUGCCCAGCCCUCCCUGCCCUCUGCCACGCCCCUCUAGGUCCCUGAUGUCCCUGGUGUCCCUGGUGUCCCGUCUUCCAGCGCAGCCACGCCUUGCUACAGCCUCUGAUCCCAGGGUCCUCCUCCUCCUCCUCCUCCUCCAAGCCCCCUCCUCUGGAAACUCCCUCAAAUCUUUUCUAUUCUCCUUUAUUUAUUUUCAGCUGGGGGAGGGAGGCUGUUCGGUUCCCCUGGUGUGUAAUUUUGGCAAGCAAUAGUUCCCUCCUGACUGUUCCCCCCACCCUUUCUCUCUCUCUCUCUCUCUCCGUUCCCGUCGCGUUUCUGACGCUCUGUGUCCCUCCAGCCUCCGCUCCCAGGGGAGAUGGCAGUGCUGGGCUUGGGAGCAUCAGCCUGUCCUUGCUUGUGUGAUCUCAAUACCUCAGUUGCAAUAAGGAAAAAAGCUCCUUGGCUUUGGUGUGGGUGUCACCGCCGCCUGGUGUCCGUGUCGUCGUGGUUAGGCCAACUCCGGUGUCACCGGCGUCAUCCCGCGAGUCCUGCUUGAGCUUCACCUCUGCUCUGGCCCACCUGAGCAAUGUUGUGGCACAUCCUUUGCUGAGAAGAUCCACCUCCAGCACCAUGACAGCCACAAGGAGGGUUUAGGGAGCUCUGUGCUGGCAGGGGAGCAGGUUUGGGUCGGGUUUUGUCCUUUCCUUCGCCCGAGGAAUUUGAGGGCUCUGCUGCUCUAGGAGCCCAGCUGUGUUUUAGGGUUGUGACUACCUCCUCCUCACCUCUGAGCUGUGUUGUAGUGACUGGCUGAGCCCUGAAGGGCUCCUAGGUCCCCUCAGACCCCUCCUGCUUCCAAGGAUUUACUGUUCCUCAGGAGGGAAGCUGAGGCAGCUGCUGUUCCCCCCCAGGCCCCCCCAAUGUGUGCCAGGAUUAUUGCUUUAAACCACCACAGCUCCUGGAAUUAGCUGGAACUAUCUGAGAUCUUCCAAACUUGGCUUGUUUUGGCUUGGUUUUCUUUCGUUUUUCCCAGUUUUCCGCACAAGAACCCUCAGCCUGCACUUUAAGGAUGGCCUGGAGCUGUUGGAAGUGCUCUGGACAGCGGGAGAGCACAGACCUCUGCAGCUGCUGCUGCUGGGCUCUGGAACCAUUCCCUGGCUCUGGAACCAUUCCCUGGCUCUGGAACCAUUCCCUGGCUCUGGAACCAUUCCCUGGCUCUGGAACACUCCAGGCCCUGUGGAUAGGAGCACACUAAGCACUAUGGAAUAUAUGGAAUUUUUUGUCACACUGAGCAUGGUGUGUGAAACCUCCCCCUGCACCCUCUGCUGCUGCUCCCCUCUCUUGGAGUUGGAUGAGUUCUGUUCUCCUGGUAUUUUCUUUAUCUCCCCCCAGCCCCAGCAGAACUUGCUGAUGUGCCCUGAAUGUCCCCAGCCCUGGGUGACACAAACCCCUCUGUGCUGAGCUGGCACAGGCUCUCCCCUCCUUGGAUCUCCAGGUGGGAAAAGCCAAGCCAAGCCACCCCAGAGGGUCCAGCUGGGAAUCCUCCUCCAUCAUCCAUCACUUGGGGUGGGAUGGAAGAGGGCACCUGGAAAUCUUCCCCUUUCUCAUGGAAUUCUUGCCUCUGUGCCAGUCAGGGUGACAUCCCUGAGCCACCCUGGCCAGGACCCAGACUGAAACAAUCUCUGUUUUUUGGGCUGUUCCCCUCUGCACCCCGUGCUGAACCCUCCCUGCUGCAGGCCCAGCUGAGCUGUGGGGUGGUGGGAUCCAGGAGCAAUGGUUGGACUCUCCCUUUUUCAACCUUAAUGACUCCAAGCUGCCACCAUCCUUUCCAGAGGGAUGGACCUGCUCCAAGAAAUUCCUAUUCAUACCCAGGGCACGGAGCUGUGCUGGGGAAAUGUGGGGCUGAGGGUGGAAAAAAAAAAACCUUUAAAAAUCAUUAUUUAAGCAAUUCCUUAAUUUCUCCCAGUCCUGCAGCAGCCCAGCCUCCUUUGUACGUGCAGAACAACUCCCUUAAGGUUACCCUUUUCCCAUCCUGUAUUCCCAUUCCCUGUUCAGCCUGCUUUCUUUGGGAAAAGGACACUCAGAUCAUCUCUUUGCACCUCCAAAAAUCAAGUGCAACUUGCCAAUCUCCUCAGUAUCGUGCAAAACCACAGCCCUGGUCUCUGCCCCACCCCUCUCUUCUCAGUUUUUCUGAUGGUAAUUCCUGCCCUGAAUGAGUUCUUUUUGUUGUAAAUAAAGCAUGCACCUAUGGAUUGGGAAUGGUGAAAAACAAACAAACAAA